AUGCCCCAGGGACUCAACAUCUCCUUGUGCCUCCUCCAAAACUGCAACUGGGACGAGAGCAGUAACACCAGCCAUCCGAGCCGCGACUCGGACCUUCCCCCUCUCAACUUCUACAGCUUUCCCCUUCUCACGCUUAUCACCGUGGCGUGCUCGCUCCUCUCCGUGGUGGGCGUGACCGGCAACGUCUUGACCAUCCUGGUGGUGAGCAAGUACCGCGACAUGCGCACCACCACCAACCUGUACCUGUGCAGCAUGGCCGUGUCGGACCUGCUCAUCUUCCUGUGCAUGCCGCUCGACCUCUACCGCAUGUGGCGCUACCGGCCGUGGCGCCUCGGCGACGCGCUCUGCAAGCUCUUCCAGUUCGUGUCCGAGUCGAGUACCUACUCGACCAUCCUGAGCAUCACGGCGCUCUCCGUGGAGCGCUACGUGGCCAUCUGCAUCCCGCUGCGCGCCAAGGCUCUGAUGACCAAGCGGCGAGUGCGCUCGCUCAUCUUGCUCCUGUGGUGCGUGUCCUUGCUGAGCGCCGGGCCCGUGUUUGUCAUGGUGGGCGUGGAGCGGGACCACCUCGGCUUCAGCGCCAACGACAGCCACGCUCUCGGGAGGGAAGAGGACGAGUACAGGGACACGCGAGAGUGCAAGAUGACACACUAUGCAGUGGAGUCGGGCCUGAUGGGCGCCAUGGUGUGGCUGAGCUCCGUGUUCUUCUUCAUGCCCGUCUUCUGCCUCACGGUGCUCUACAGCCUCAUUGGCCGCCGCUUGUGGCAUAGACAUCGGAACACCAAGAUCAGGUCACACCGGGACAGGAGCAACAGGCAGACAAUCAAGAUGUUGGUGGUGGUGGUUCUGGCCUUCGUCCUGUGCUGGCUGCCCUUCCACGUGUGCCGCUACCUGCAGUCCCGCUCGCUGGACGCGCCGUCCCCUCUGCUGUCCGCCCUGUCGGAGUACUGCAGCUUGCUGUCGGUGGUUCUUUUCUACCUGAGCGCCGCCAUCAACCCCAUCCUCUACAACACCAUGUCCUGGAAGUUCCGCGGGGCGGCGGCGCGCCUUUUCGGCCUCGGCCAACAAAAGCUACCUCGGACCCGCACCGCCAGUACGCUGAAGGCCGUGACAGAGGGGGGGAUGGAAUCCAACAGCUUUUAA
Molecule: messenger RNA, 1140 nt
Organism: Syngnathus typhle (broad-nosed pipefish)
Lineage: Eukaryota; Metazoa; Chordata; Actinopteri; Syngnathiformes; Syngnathidae
Gene: ghsra
Product: growth hormone secretagogue receptor a
Exons: 2
Coding region: 1-1140 (379 amino acids)
Biological process (GO): G protein-coupled receptor signaling pathway; hormone-mediated signaling pathway
Cellular component (GO): plasma membrane
Molecular function (GO): growth hormone secretagogue receptor activity
Source: RefSeq, a predicted model, not a curated record